Messenger RNA from Ornithorhynchus anatinus (platypus), 2646 nucleotides. It is a transcript of the gene GPR85, whose product is annotated as G protein-coupled receptor 85. Gene Ontology annotation, cellular component: plasma membrane. Lineage: Eukaryota; Metazoa; Chordata; Mammalia; Monotremata; Ornithorhynchidae. Bases 522 to 1676 code for a protein of 384 amino acids. The record is from RefSeq and is a predicted model, not a curated record. The transcript is spliced from 3 exons. Gene Ontology annotation, molecular function: G protein-coupled receptor activity. Gene Ontology annotation, biological process: G protein-coupled receptor signaling pathway.
UCCAUGGAGGUUACGUCCAGGUCUCGCUGAGCAUCUUGAGGACAACCCCGUCGUCCAACAGCUCCCGAUGGAUUUCUUCCCGCGGGAUCUUCUGAAGCGAUAAUUAUGCAGGAAGAGAGGCCGACGCUUCGUUGGGGAAUUAAUGAAGCCGCCUCUGUCUCGAAAGCCCAGUAGAGCCCAACAUGGAGACGUGGGGACUAAGGACACCCGAGCGGCUGUGGACGCUGGCGGUCACCGAAAGCUCGGACAGUCUCUGUGAGGCUGCCCGCUGGCUCCUGGCCUUCGCCCGCGUCAUUCAGAGAGGAGAAGGAAGCCCCCAGCCCCCGCCCGGCCUCGCCGUCCGUCACUCAGGUGCCCUGAUGGCCCGCCGGGCGGCCGGCCGGAGGGCGCGGGCCUAGGGCCCAGGGCUCCCCCGGCCCGCCCCCGGCCCUCCCGGCCCGCCCCGAGCCCAUGAGAGCCGCCCGACCGGCCUGACCGGAGGCUCCUCGCCCGCCCGCCUCUCUGCCCCCUCCCCCCCAUCUAUGGCGAACUAUAGCCAUGCGGCCGACAACGUGUUCCCGGAUCUGUCCCCUCUGACGGCCUUCCUGAAGCUGACCUCGCUGGGCUUCAUCAUCGGCGUCAGCGUGGUGGGCAACCUGCUGAUCUCCGUCCUGCUGGUCAAGGACAAGAGCCUGCACCGCGCCCCCUACUACUUCCUGCUGGACCUGGGCUGCUCGGACGUGCUGCGCUCGGCCGUCUGCUUCCCCUUCGUCUUCACGUCGGUGAAGAACGGCUCCACCUGGACCUACGGCACGCUGACCUGCAAGGUCAUCGCCUUCCUGGGCGUCCUGUCCUGCUUCCACACCGCCUUCAUGCUCUUCUGCAUCGGCGUCACCCGCUACCUGGCCAUCGCCCACCACCGCUUCUACACCAAGCGGCUGACCUUCUGGACCUGCCUGGCCGUCAUCUGCAUGGUGUGGACCCUGUCGGUGGCCAUGGCCUUCCCGCCCGUGCUGGACGUGGGCACCUACUCCUUCAUCUCCGAGGAGGACCAGUGCACCUUCCAGCACCGCUCCUUCCGGGCCAACGACUCCCUGGGCUUCAUGCUGCUGCUGGCCCUCAUCCUCUUGGCCACCCAGCUGGUCUACCUCAAGCUCAUCUUCUUCGUGCACGACCGCCGGAAAAUGAAGCCGGUCCAGUUCGUGGCGGCCGUCAGCCAGAACUGGACCUUCCACGGCCCUGGGGCCAGCGGCCAGGCGGCCGCCAACUGGCUGGCAGGCUUCGGCCGGGGCCCCACGCCGCCCACCCUGCUGGGCAUCCGCCAGAACAACGGCGGGGGCGGCGGAGGGGGCGGCGGAGGGGGCGGCGGAGGCAACGGCAACGGCCGGAGGCGCCUGCUGGUCCUCGACGAGUUCAAGACGGAGAAGAGGAUCAGCAGGAUGUUCUACGUCAUGACCUUCCUCUUCCUCACCCUGUGGGGCCCCUACCUGGUGGCCUGCUACUGGCGGGUCUUCGCCAAGGGGCGCGUGGUGCCCGGGGGCUACCUGACGGCCGCCGUCUGGAUGAGCUUCGCCCAGGCGGGCAUCAACCCCUUCGUCUGCAUCUUCUCCAACAGGGAGCUGAGGCGCUGCUUCAGCACCACCCUCCUCUACUGCAGAAAGUCCCGCUUGCCCAGGGAACCUUACUGCGUUAUAUGACGGCCGGGAGCCCCGCCGGCACCGGCCUCCUGCCCGCCGACCAGACCCCCCCACACACACCCCGCACCCCCCUCCGGGCUCCCGGGGACCAGGGUCCGAGGUCCGGGCUGCCGGGGACCCUCCCCGGGGCAGGGACAGAUGAGGCCACCCGGCUCCGCCCCGCAGCCUCGCUCGGCCGCGCUUUCUCGGGACCCCGGGGCCCGGCUGUGUCUGGGUUGUUUUUCGGUUUGGGGUUUUUUUUUGGGGGGGGGGGGGGCUGGCCGUCGCCCGGGCCUCCCUCCGGGGAGCGGCCGGACGGUGGGACAGAGCCCGCCCCACCCAUGCGGAGCCCGGACCGGCCCCGCCCCGGCUAAGGGCCCCCCUCCCCGAAACACCGCUCUGCUCUAGGAUGACACCGGCCCAAGGACCAGCCGCGGGCAUCGCGACCGAUUAAACCGACAUGAGGUAAAGGGGUGGACGAAAACUCAUUCGGCAAGUCCGAAGCUCUUUCCAAACGUUUCGAUCCCUUCCCGCUGGGCAACGACUGGAAUUGCUGGGGCCGGGGGAGGGAGGGCGGGGCGGGCGGCCCCAACUACUCUAUUCCGCUCAAGAUGUGCCGCCUAUUAUUGGAUUAUCGCACCGAGGAAUCUGGUGGCCCCGUGACCAGGUUUGGGGGCGUUUUCCAAAACCGAAUCUUGGUUGGACCGAUUAGAGUUUACCUUUUUUUUUUUUUUUGGUUGCUUUUUUCUUCUAUUUUUUUUUUUUUGUCUGGCCAAACCUGUUACUAUUUCGGAAUCCUCCUCUUCUUACUGGCGAGAUGACCGGCACCGAACUCCGGUCUGUGGUUUUUGCUGAUUUGGUAUCAGAUUCCUUCGAGUCUCAUUUCUCUUCUGCGAAAGCUAGGUAGCCUCCCGCUGGGCGACGUGAACGGUCCUGUCCAGUUCCGAUUGAACGGUCCCGAAAACACAGAAUAAACACGUGUUGCCUGUAA